Paramuricea clavata is the source of this 465-nucleotide messenger RNA. The record is from the annotation of a GenBank genome assembly. NCBI's taxonomy places the organism in Eukaryota, Metazoa, Cnidaria, Anthozoa, Malacalcyonacea, Plexauridae.
AUGUCGAAAGAAACACAGGCAAAAGUAAAGUUUAGUUAUAAUCGCAGUUCUCGCAAGGUUUUGAUUGAUGUAAAACACGGCACAACUGGGUGGUUUACCGGCGAAUUAGCAACGGUCUUGGGAUUUGACCAGGACACACUUAUUGAAAAGAAAACGUCGAGUCCCUAUGCUGCAGAUAUCAAUGGUGGAUUUUCCUCCAUGUAUGUCUAUACUGAUAUCGUUGAUGCACAGUUUGUGGGCGAUGUGAAAGUUCCUUUACUACGAAUCGUUAAUAUCGAAGGGGAAUAUGGAAACACCGUUCACGCCAGUUUUCGUAAUUUGCAAUACGUACCGGUCAAAGUAAAUUCUUUUGAGACCAUUGAAGUGAAUAUAAAGAAUGACCAAAACGAAAACGUCUCAUUUGAGUUCGGGAAGUCAAUCGCAACACUUCACUUUAGACAGAAGAGAUCUCAGUACUUUAUCUAA